ACGUCAACGUCAUCAUCAAUCACUUGUCAUUCAACAGAGCACUGCCUAAGCAUGAGCAGUUAUAAACACAAAAGUGGAGCUACAAAAUGCAAAGAAAAAGAUAAAAAAGGAGGACCAAGGAAAAGCCAAAUUGUCCAAGCUCGAUGGAUAUUUUUUUCGCCAGCCGUGUUUCAUCCCCGAGCCCCAGCCCGCCAACAACGUUAGUGGGGGUUAGCCAGAUUUACAGGUAGGCUACAAUCACGGCCACACACUGUCAACAAGAAAAUGUGAGUUUGUGGUAAAUGUUGAUAUCAUAUGGUUGUUGUUACUUCGUGUAGCUCGGCCGCCUAGCUUAUUUCCUUUUCUGUCUCUCGGCUGUAGUGAUGAUGAUAAUAGGGACGACUCAGCAGCUGCUAGCUGCUAGCUGCUCGUCUAGAGGAGAGCCAGGCCUGACGCUUGACCAGCCGCACCCCUCCCCCUCCGGCUCCUUACUGGCUGCGCCGCAAGGUGAAGAAGUACCGGACACUCUUGCCCUGGCUACUAAAUGGGGAAGUCAAACACAGUUUGAAACAACCAGGGCCAGGAAAGUUAAGAGACACUUUGAUGAACUUUCUGAAGACAGCCGCCUCACUGACGCAGAGAGCAACUUUCGGGUGACCGUUUUCAAUGCAUGUCUCGAUAUAAUCAUCCAGCAACUGUCCCAAAGAUUCACCAGUUUAAAUGCAACUGUGAACAUGUUUGAGGCAAUUCACCCCAACACACUACUGCAAUCAAAGGAUGAGGAUUUACACCAAGCUGCCCAGCGGCUUAGAGAGCACUACAGUCGGGACAUCGCCGCCAGCUUCCCUGGCCAGCUGCUUUCUUUCAGAACCUGUUUCAGGGACCAAAUACAAAAACUAAAAUCUGUCGCGGAUCUGGUAAAAAUGCUCAUUGUUUACAACCCAGCAGUAACAUCUACAUUCAGUGAGGUUUGCACAGCCUUCAUCUUAUUUCUGACUCUUCCUGUCACCGUGGCAACCGCCGAGCGCUCUUUCUCCAAAUUAAAACUCAUCAAAAACUAUUUGAGGAGCACGAUGGGACAGGAGAGACUGAGUGGACUGUUCUUGCUGUCCAUCGAAAGUGACCGAGCCAAGAAAUUGGACAUACAGCGUAUUGUGGACAAGUUCGCGGAGCGCAAGGCUCGCCGAGUACCAUUCAAGUAGUGGAGGCAUGCUGUGCGUACGUGCUGAUGGUGACCGCAGUCUACUGGGUGUCUGAGGCUGUUCCUCUGGGUGCUGCUGCUCUGGUACCCGCUUUCCUCUAUCCACUCUUUGGGGUGCUCAAGUCCAGCGAGGUUGCAGCAGAAUACUGUAAAGACACCACCCUGCUGCUGAUGGGAGUCAUCUGUCUUGCAGCCUCCAUAGAGAAGUGGAACCUGCACAAACGCAUCGCUCUGCGGAUGGUGAUGAUCGCAGGGGCCAAGCCUGGCAUGUUGGUGCUGGGCUUCAUGUGCUGCACAGUGUUCCUGUCCAUGUGGCUCAGCAACACGUCCACCACAGCCAUGGUGAUGCCCAUAGCCGAGGCCGUCCUGCAGCAGCUGAUCUGCACCGGCCUGGCCGACGGACACGCCGACUCAGAAACCGUAGAGGCGCCCGAGGACGACAGCGCUGCUUCAGAAAAAGAGGACAACCUGGACAAAAACCAGCUCGAGCUGCUCUACCACAACAACAGCAGUGUCUGCUCUAAGCAGGAGCUAACAACACUCAGUGAGGUGCAGUGUUGUGAGGGGAAUGGUGUGGGUCUGGAGGCAACCUCUAACCCGACGUACAUCAGGCACACCAACGGACUCCUGCCUCAGGUUGCGAUUGAGUUCCCAAAUGUGAAGCGCAUAAAGGCCAGGAGAGACUCCCAGUAUCCCACCAAGAGGGAUCACAUGAUCUGUAAAUGCCUGUCGCUCAGCAUCACCUACGCUGCCACCAUCGGCGGGCUCAUCACCAUCACUGGCACCUCCACCAACCUCAUCUUUGCUGAGCAGUUUAACAAUCGGUAUCCAGAUGCUAAGGUGAUCAAUUUCGGCACAUGGUUUAUCUUCAGCUUCCCCAUCGCCAUCAUCAUGCUGGUCCUCACCUGGCUGUGGCUGCACUUCCUCUUCCUGGGCUGCAACUUCAGGGAAACGUGCUCAUGGAGUAAGAAACGCAAAACCAGGAGAGAGAUGCUGUCCGAGAAGAGGAUCCAUGAGGAGUACGCCAAACUGGGACCCAUCAGCUACCCAGAGGUGGUGACCGGUGUUUUCUUCAUCCUGAUGACCCUGCUGUGGUUCACCAGAGAGCCAGGUUUUGUGCCCGGCUGGACAUCCCUAUUUGAGAAGAAAGGCUACAGGACAGACGCCACAGUCUCUGUACUUCUGGGCUUCCUGCUCUUCCUCAUCCCUGCCAGGCGACCUUUCUCCUCCUCCUGCUCUUCCUCCAGUUGUAGGAACACAGAUGCAGAGUCCGACCCAAUGGCUCCCAUGAUCACCUGGAAGGACUUCCAGAAACUGAUGCCGUGGGAGAUCGUGAUCCUGGUGGGAGGCGGCUAUGCGCUGGCUGCUGGUUGUAAGGUGUCAGGCCUGUCAGUGUGGAUCGGCAGACAGCUGGAGCCCAUGAGUGGUCUUCCUCCGUGGGCCGUCACCCUGCUGGCCUGCCUGCUGGUGUCAGCGGUCACAGAGUUUGCCUCCAACCCUGCGACUCUUACCGUCUUCCUGCCCAUCCUGUCAGCGCUGUCAGAGACUCUGCGCAUCAACCCCCUGCACACUCUGAUCCCCUCCACCAUGUGCGUGUCAUUCGGGGUCAUGCUUCCAGUCGGGAACCCCCCCAACGCCAUCGUCUUUAGUUACGGCCACGUGAAGAUCAGCGACAUGGUGAAAGCAGGCUUUGGGGUGAAUCUGAUCGGCGUGGUGGUGGUGAUGUUAGCCAUCAGCACGUGGGGGGUUCCCCUGUUCAACCUGAAUGAGUUUCCAGACUGGGCAGUUGCCAGGAACGUCACUGGGGGCUUGUAACCACCACUGAAUAACUGAGAGACAGAGAGGGAAAGAGAUGGGGCAGUGUUUCUGAAAAAAAAAGACAAAAAUAAAAUGAUGACAAGAGGACCGUCUUGCUCAGAGUUUAACCCUUUAUUAGACGCAUAACUGUACCUGAAGAAGAAGAAGAUGAUGAAGAAGAAGAGAGCAAAAACAAUACCUGUUGAUGCAAUAAUAAGUAUUAUAUUUUAAUAACAAGGACAGAAUGCCUUUGUCACAGUGGCCUCUGUGCUCUGACUUCCAGCCACAGGAUUUUUUACCAUCGUCAACCAAGUUUGAUAGAGAUUCUGUUUUCCACAAAAUCACUGAAAAUAUUACUCAAAAAUACAAACAUACAGUAUUUAUGGUGAUCAUUAAGUUGUUUUGAUUCAAAAUAGCAAUUUGUAAACUGUUUUCAGGGCCACAUCAUGCCUUAUUAGUUGAAGUUUAGAUAUAAAUAAGCUAUAUGGCCAUACUACUGUAAGUAAGCCUCUUUUUACUGCAUGCUUCCUGCUGUACUUUAUGUAUGAUUCUUUAACCAGAUCAUCAUGGAAAGAUUCCUGAGAGAAUUUGAAGUAUAAUUCUGAUAUAUCCAGUUGUCUUUACUGUCCGAUGUGAAGCCAGGUAAAUGCAUGAGAAGAGGCUUCUACUAAGGCUGAUAAUGUACUGUCUACAUACAUGCUGGUCCAGCCUUUCAGAUGUGCCUAGUAUCUUAAGAUGUCUCUCAUAUGGUGUGUUUGUAAAGGUGUUUUUGUUCUUUUGCCAACAAAUUGGGAGCUUGAUGUCCGCCUGAUGUCUUGUCCAAAGUUACUGAAGCUGAUCAUACUGUGAACACACCAUAGUGACCUUCCGUAUUACUGCCUGUCAUACCAACGCCAGGCCUUCCUCCUUAAAGCAUGGAACACAUGCUUUUUACCAUGCUAUUUCUCAGACAUACGAUUUUAUUAGAUAACAUUAAUAUAUUAAGAAUGUAAGCUGUAUUUAAGGUAUAGAUAGCUGAAUGAACCUACAAGUUUAUUUUAUGCAGACUUAAUUAUCAAGUUACUUUUCAUUGUAGCCUUUCCUUAUUUUGCCAUUUAAGUGGUGUUACACACUCCUGGCAUUAUUUUUUUGUUUAGUGACCCGUGUGCCUUUGAUCCUGAAUUAACUUUGUCUUGCUUAAUUACUUUGUUUGACUUUUGCUUGUUGGUCAGAUGCGUUUUUUUUGUCAUUGAAUACAUCUGAAAUCAUAACAUUCAUAACAUCUUAGAAAAAUCUACUAGCUAUGCAAAUAUGAUGUAUGAUGUAUGAAAUAUAUGAUCAAUAAUCAAAAGCUACUGGAGUUAACACAGAAACAUAUAUUUUAAAAUGUGUGGUAUUAGCAUGUUAAGCAACAGGAUGAUCAUGUUUGGUUUUUGUUUUUGGUUACCCUGGAGGUGUGAUUUUUCUCCUGGCAUGUGAAGCUAAAAGAAAUUCAGAGUUGGGAGGCAGCAAAGUUACUUAUUGUGUCUGAAUGCAGCACCCAAAGCCUUUAAGGAGGAGAGAGGCAGCACAGGGUGGGAUUGAACAAAUGUUCAAUUAAAUGUCAAAUCACAAUUCUGUUGUCUGGAGGGGAAAAGGCUUGCACAAAGACAUAGAUGCAAUGAACUGCAAAAAUAGCCUUUAUAUUUUGUACACACAUUGUAAUGCAAUUUGUGACUUUUUAUAUCACUACAUUAUAAGUUUAGGUCAGUGUGGGUAGAGUGAAAAGCCAUAGAUGCCUUUGUAAUUUGUCCUGCCCUACUGAAGGUUUCAUACAACUUUAUGGUGUAAGAGCAACACUCCUUUGUAAAUAAAUACAGAUUUGUAAUAUAAAAUGUAUGUGCCUGUUUCCAAAUGAGCUGUCUCAUGUCUCGAGGAAAACUAGUUAAGAUGAUACAACAAUAAACCUGCAUUGAAUUCA
Gymnodraco acuticeps is the source of this 4916-nucleotide messenger RNA. RefSeq names its product solute carrier family 13 member 4 (gene slc13a4). Bases 1208 to 2995 code for a protein of 595 amino acids. Gene Ontology annotation, cellular component: membrane. Gene Ontology annotation, molecular function: transmembrane transporter activity. NCBI's taxonomy places the organism in Eukaryota, Metazoa, Chordata, Actinopteri, Perciformes, Bathydraconidae. The transcript is spliced from 16 exons. The record is from RefSeq and is a predicted model, not a curated record. Gene Ontology annotation, biological process: monoatomic anion transmembrane transport.